Owenia fusiformis is the source of this 1151-nucleotide messenger RNA. NCBI's taxonomy places the organism in Eukaryota, Metazoa, Annelida, Polychaeta, Sabellida, Oweniidae. The record is from the annotation of a GenBank genome assembly.
AGGCAAUCAUGUUUUCAACCUUUGUCUUGAAUCAUGAUAUACUGCACAUACUUAUUCUUAUCAAAUUCACUUUAUCUUUAAGUGUGGACCAUAAUCUUGUUCAUAAAUAAAUAGAAACUACAUGUACAUGCAUUAAAAUCUGCACUUUAUAUGCCUUUAAAGCUCCACAGACACGACAAAGAACGGUGUAUACUGAAUGAACUGAUUCACAUAUAAAUAGAAGCUGCAUACGGUUUAAUACUGCUUUGUACAUUAUCCAUUUAAACAUCAAUAUACGAGCAGGAAAUGAAUGGAGAAAUUUCGUCCAUGGGAUUUCCAGUUUUCUGAUACAUGGUCGUUCAUGGAAUUUCCAGUUUUCUGAUACAUGGUCGUUCAUGGAAUUUCCAGUUUUCUGAUACAUGGUCAGAGUAAUGGAGUGAAAUAAGUGUUAUUUGGACUAAACUAAAAAGAGGGAAUAUAAGACGAACCACAGAGGAAGAUAUACCUACAGACAUGACAGAUAGAGCUGACAUGGCUAGUGAAAGCACUAAGAUAGAUAUAUUGAAUUUUGAUGAUCGUUUUGCCAGAGGUCAAAGAGAAUAUGAACAUGGCAGGUUUAUAAAUGCUGAAAAAGAAUAUGCAAAUGCAUUAAAACUUGCCAGUGACAAGAAGGAGACGAGCACAUGUCUUGAAGCACUUGGGGACAUCUACUUGGAAUACGGGAAACAUCGAAAUGAUAGAAUAUGCCUGUUAAAAGCAAGUGCUCUUUAUAAUGGUGCAAAGGUGAGGUUGAACACUGAAGAUUUACAGCUGGAUGUACUGAAGACAAAAAUCGCAAAUAUUGAAUGUGUAAUGUUGGAACUGUUGGGAAAUCUCAAAGAUGGCUCCAAUGUUAAAUCAGAUGAGAAAACACAGAUUUACAAAUCCACACUUGAUGAGAUACGAACAAACACAGAGAAAAUGCUCAAUGAUAUCAGCGCAACUGGACCUUAUGAUGCAAAAGCUGAUAUCUCUACAACUGAGAGAAUCAAUGCAGAGUCCAAACACACUGAAAAGGUUAUAUGUGUUGCAACUACACUUGUUGAAAGAAUGAAGGCAAUGAUACAAGAAAUGGUGAAUGAUUGUUUGAACAAUAUGGAACCAAUGACCUUUCCAUGGGCAUUAAUUGGCCU